CCUCGCUGCCCAGUUGCUUUAUAUGGGGUGCCACGCCAGUGCGGCUAACCUACCGGCUGUACUUGCAGCAGCAGCAGCAGCCGCCGCCGCGCCGCCGUCGUAGCUCCUCCACUUUACCUCGUCCACACCGUUAUAGACGCCGGCAGGGACGUGGCGUAGUAGCGAUGGAAGGGAACGGCGGCGGAGGCGGCAGUGGGAGCGGGAGCGCGGCGCCGCCCUGGGAUCUCGGCGUGCACUGGGCGCCCGCCGCCUCGCCCUACCCGCCGCAGCCGCCCUUCGUGCCGCGCCCGAGCGGCGGGGCCACCAGCCACUACCACCAGCAGGAGCUGACCUGCCUCAAGCUGGGGAAGCGGCCGUGCUGCUGGGCCGGGGCGGCCGGGGGCAGCCAAGUGUCGCUGCAGGGCGGUGCGGGGCUGGUCCACGGCAACGGCUCCGCCGCCGGCGCCGGUGGCGCGAGCGGGGCGGCGGCGGCUGAGGGCAGGAGGAAGGAGAAGCAGGCGGCGGCGGGGGCCUCGGGCGCGGCGGCCGUGGCGAGGUGCCAGGUGGAGGGGUGCCACAUGGAGCUUGCGGGCGCGAAGGAGUACCACCGGCGGCACAAGGUGUGCGAGGCGCACUCCAAGGCGCCCCGGGUCGUCGUGCUCGGCGCCGAGCAGCGCUUCUGCCAGCAGUGCAGCCGGUUCCACGCGAUCUCGGAGUUCGACGACGCGAAGCGGAGCUGCCGGCGGCGGCUGGCCGGGCACAACGAGCGGCGGCGGAAGAGCAACGCCAGCGAGGCCAUGGCCAGGAGCGCCGCGCACCCACACGGAAUGGCGCCGUUCGGGCACGGCUUCCUGCCGCCGCCGUGCGGCCUCCCGGCGUCCCCGGCUGGUGCUCUCUCUCUUCUGUCAUCGGCCAGAGGCGCCCCCUGGCUGGUCCCGGCGGCGCCCGACAUCUCCGCCCGCUCCAGCGCCGCGCUCGACGAGCUCAUCGCCGAGAACCGCGCCGCGCUCCUCGCGUGGCAGUUCUUCUCCUCCUCCGACCGCCCGGCGCCCGGCCGGCAUCUCGCCCCUCCGUCGUCGUCGGUGGGCCGCGCCCUGACUCCCGCCGAGCAGGCGGCCGGCUGGCACCACCCCCACGACGGCGCUGGCGCUGGCGGCGGCGGCCGGUACUACCACGAGGCAGCGGCCAGCUCGGGGCACACGACGCUGGACCUCAUGCAGACGGCAGCAGCAGCCACUACAGUGGCCUCCGCUGGCGCGCCACCGUUCCGGCCCGUGCCGGAGCGGGCGGCGGCCGCGAGGCCUCCCAGGGCCAAGGACGGCGACGCGGCCGGCUGCAGCUCGGACGCGUGGGCGCCCGCGGGUGGUGGAGGUGGAGCCCGCGCGCUGUGACCGUCCCCGCCGGCCGACAUGCACGCGCGCGCGUCCGUGCAAUCAGCUUGAGGUGAUCGCGUCUCGUCGUGUAGUGGCAGGUGGUGCGGGGCGGUCGGCGUGCGUGGCUCCAUGUUCCCCAAGGGACGUGC
Molecule: messenger RNA, 1501 nt
Organism: Setaria italica (foxtail millet)
Lineage: Eukaryota; Viridiplantae; Streptophyta; Magnoliopsida; Poales; Poaceae
Product: squamosa promoter-binding-like protein 7
Exons: 3
Coding region: 165-1370 (401 amino acids)
Cellular component (GO): nucleus
Molecular function (GO): DNA binding
Source: RefSeq, a predicted model, not a curated record